CCUACAACAUAUAUGGGUCAGUUGCGCGCGCGCCAAAGCUGUAGAACUCAGCUACACCAUCAACGGUGACAUCACACUGGUACAGGUAGGUUUUUAUACGUAUCAUUCAAAAUGUGUACUUUAAAAACUACUUUCUUUACCUGAAGCAGUCUAACAAAUACGUGAACUUUGAUAAUGAUGAAUUCAUAACUAACUUGACAAUUUCAGCUGAAAGUAAACUGACCACUGACAUCCAGAAAGAUGGACUUGACUUCGUUACUACUUACUGUGGCUUGUAUGGUCGCAGUCUCGUACGUGAGUACAUGUCGAAACGACUGUUAUGUGUUAGUGGGAGCUCUACGUGAUUGUACUGGGGCAUUGGUCGGUGUAAUCAAAGAAAUUAUCUUUAUUAUAAUUUGCGAUUUAAAUUCAUGAAAUAAAAGCAUUGAUAGUUUAAAUCAACAUGAUGGUUGACAGUAGGGAUGGUUUGCAGUAGAGAUGGUUGGCAGUAGAGGGGGCUGGCAGUAGAGAUGGUUAACAGUAGAGAUGGUUUGCAGUAGAGGGGGCGGGAAGUAGAGAUGGUUGGCAGUAGAGAUGGUUUACGGUAGAGGGGGCGGGCAGUAGAGAUGGUCGACAGUAAAUAUGGUUGGCAAUAGAUAUGGUUGGCAGUAGAGAUGUUAGCAGUAGAGAUGGUUGGCAAUAGAGAUGGUUGGCAGUAGAAAUGGUUGGCAGAAGAGAUGGUUCGCAGUAGAGAUGGUUGGCAGUAAAGAUGGUUGGCAGUAGAGAUAGUGGACAGUAAAUAUGGUUGGCAGUAAACAUGGGUGGCAGUAGAGAAUGUUAGCAGUAGAGAUGGUUGGCAGUAGAGAUUAUUGGCAGUAGAGAGGGUUGGCAGUAGAGAUGGUUGGCAGUAGAGAUGGUCAGCAGCAGAGAUGGUUUGCAGUAGAGAGGGUUGACAGUAGAGAUGGUUGGCAGUAGAGAUGGUCGGCAUUCGAGAUGGUUGGCAGUAAGAUGGUUGUUAGUAGAGAUGGUCGCCAGUAGAGAUGUUUGACAGUAGAGAUGGUUUGCAGUAGAGAUGGUUGGCAGAAGAGAUGGUUGGCAGUAGAGAUAGUCGACAAUAAAUAUGGUUGGCAGUAGAGAUGGUUGGCAGUAGAGAUGUUAGCAGUAGAGAUGGUUGGCAGUGGAGAUGGUUGGCAGAAGAGAUGGUUCGCAGCAGAGAUGGUUGGCAGUAAAGAUGGUUGGCAGUAGAGAAGGUUGACAGUAGAGAUGGUCAUCAUUAGAGAUGGUUGGCAGUAGAGAUAGUGGACAGUAAAUAUGGUUGGCAGUAGAGAUGGUUGGCAGUAGAGAUGGUUAGCAGUAGAGAUGGUUGGCAGUAGAGAUUGUUGACAGUAGAGAGGGUUGGCAGUAGAGAUGGUUGGCAGUAGAGAUGGUCAGCAGCAGAGAUGGUUUGCAGUAGAGAGUGUUUGCAGUAGAUAUGGUUGGCAGUAGAGAUGGUCGGCAGUAGAGAUGGUUGGCAGUAAGAUGGUUGUUAGUAGAGAUGGUCGCCAGUAGAGAUGUUUGGCAAUAGAGAUGGUUUGCAGUAGAGAUGGUUGGCAGAAGAGAUGGUUGGCAGUAGAGAUAGUCGACAGUAAAUAUGGUUGGCAGUAGAGAUGGUUGGCAGUAGAGAUGGUUGGCAGUAGAGAGGGUUGGCAGUAGAGAUGGUUGGCAGUAGAGAUGGUUGGCAGUAGAGAUGGUUGGCAGUAGAGAUGGUUGGCAGUAGAGAUGGUUGGCAGUAGAGAUGGUUGGCAGUAGAGAUGGUUGGCAGUAGAGAUGGUUGGCAGUAGAGAUGGUUGGCAGUAGAGAUGGUUGGCAGUAGAGAGGGUUGGCAGUAGAGAUGGUUGGCAGUAGAGAUGGUUGGCAGUAGAGAUGGUUGGCAGUAGAGAUGGUUGGCAGUAGAGAGGGUUGGCAGUAGAGAUGGUUGGCAGUAGAGAUGGUUGGCAGUAGAGAUGGUUGGCAGUAGAGAUGGUUGGCAGUAGAGAGGGUUGGCAGUAGAGAUGGUUGGCAGUAGAGAUGGUUGGCAGUAGAGAUGGUUGGCAGUAGAGAUGGUUGGCAGUAGAGAUGGUUGGCAGUAGAGAUGGUUGGCAGUAGAGAUGGUUGGCAGUAGAGAUGGUUGGCAGUAGAGAUGGUUGGCAGUAGAGAUGGUUGGCAGUAGAGAUGGUCAGCAGCAGAGAUGGUUGGCAGUAGAGAUGGUUGACAGUAGAGAUGGUUGGCAGUAGAGAUGGUUGGCAGUAGAGAUGGUUAGCAGUAGAGAUGGUUGGCAGUAGAGAUUGUUGGCAGUAGAGAGGGUUGGCAGUAGAGAUGGUUGGCAGUAGAGAUGGUCAGCAGCAGAGAUGGUUUGCAGUAGAGAGUGUUGGCAGUAGAUAUGGUUGGCAGUAGAGAUGGUCGGCAGUAGAGAUGGUUGGCAGUAAGAUGGUUGUUAGUAGAGAUGGUCGCCAGUAGAGAUGUUUGGCAAUAGAGAUGGUUUGCAGUAGAGAUGGUUGGCAGAAGAGAUGGUUGGCAGUAGAGAUAGUCGACAGUAAAUAUGGUUGGCAGUAGAGAUGGUUGGCAGUAGAGAUGUUAGCAGUAGAGAUGUUAGCAGUAGAGAUGGUUGGCAGUAGAGAUGGUUGGCAGAACAGAUGGUUGGCAGCAGAGAUGGUUGGCCGUAAAGAUGGUUGGCAGUAGAGAUAGUUGGCAGUAGAGAUGGUUGGCAGAAAAUAGGGUUGGCAGUAGAGAUGGUUGGUAGUAGAGAUGGUUGGUAGUAGAGAGGUUGGCAGUAAAGAUAGUUGGCAGUAGAGAUGGUCGACGUAAAUAUAGCGCUCAAUUUAUUUAACGUCUGUGUAUGCAAAUAAGACAAACCCUCAUUGCAUAUCAUGGCCUUUUUAAAAUAAUAUUGAAAUAGUUGUCGUCAAUGUUUGGUGAUUUCUUCAGUGAAUACAACGCCUGACUGCUGCGCCUUUGGCCACGGCCCAGGUUGACCUGAUGGGAAAUGGCGCCAUGAGAAGCGCGUUACAUCACAUUAAAUUUAACAUCUAAUCACUCUUUAUAUACAUCUGAUGUGGGUAAUCUCUGUGGAUUGGUCCAAAGUUCGUUCAGUAAUGAUUUUCUAUCUGGUGGGUAAUUAGACAAACCACAAAUCAUACAUUACCCUUGGUGGGUAAUUAGACAAACAAAAAAUCAUGCCUUACCCCUGGUGGGUAAUUAGACAAACAAAAAAUCAUACCUUACCCCUGGUGGGUAAUUAGACAAACAAAAAAUCAUGCCUUACCCCUGGUGGGUAAUUAGACAAACAAAAAAUCAUACCUUACCCCUGGUGGGUAAUUAGACAAACAAAAAAUCAUGCCUUACCCCUGGUGGGUAAUUAGACAAACAAAAAAUCAUACCUUACCCCUGGUGGUAAUUAGACAAACAAAAAAUCAUGCCUUACCCCUGGUGGGUAAUUAGACAAACAAAAAAUCAUACCUUACCCCUGGUGGGUAAAAUCAUACCUUACCCCGUUCACCAAUUUAUUUGCCGGAUAUAAUUGUGUAUAUUUCAGAGCACACCUCAUUUUCCUAAACCUUCAAGGCAAUAAGUCAAUCUCACUACCUUUCUUCUCUAAGCCCUUUUCUAAAAAAAACCCUUAAUGUGUACACAAUAACUGUACGUACGAUAAUUAUCUUUGUAAACGGUUUGAGUUUGUUUACAUUGUGAUAUUACCACUAUAGAACGAGGACACCAGCUCCUCCCCCCCCCUCCCCCCCUCCCCCGCACUGUUGUUCCCCUAAACAAAAAGUGUUACUUUAGCUUGUUAUGAAGAACAUCUUUGAAUGACCCUAACUACAGGCUACUGUUGGUGACACGUGUUCAUAUGACGUCGAGUGUGACCAGGGAGAGUGUUGUCAGAUCCUGAGUCGCAUCAUGGUCGUCAGCAAGAAACGACAACCGGACUGGAUGACCACGCCACCUGGAGGCAAGUCUGUGAGACUAGUGAAUCUAUGUCUCUAGUUAAUUUAGGAUACUAGUGAAUCUAUGCCUCUAGUUAAUUUAGGAUACUAGGGAAUCUAUGCUACUAGUUAAUUUAGGAUACUAGGGAAUCUAUGCUACUAGUUAAUUUAGGAUACUAGUGAAUCUAUGCUACUAGUUAAUUUAGGAUACUAGUGAAUCUAUGCUACUAGUGAAUUUAGGAUACUAGUGAAUCUAUGCCUCUAGUUAAUUUAGGAUACUAGUGAAUCUAUGCUACUAGUUAAUUUAGGAUACUAGUGAAUCUAUGAUACUAGUUAAUUUAGGAUUCUAGUGAAUCUAUGCUACUAGUGAAUUUAGGAUACUAGUGAAUCUAUUCUACUAGUUAAUUUAGGAUACUAGUGAAUCUAUGCUACUAGUGAAUUUAGGUUACUAGUGAAUCUAUGCUACUAGUGAAUUUAGGAUACUAGUGAAUCUAUGAUACUAGUUAAUUUAGGAUACUAGUGAAUCUAUGCUACUAGUGAAUUUAGGAUACUAGUGAAUCUAUGCCUCUAGUUAAUUUAGGAUACUAGUGAAUCUAUGCUACUAGUUAAUUUAGGAUACUAGUGAAUCUAUGCUACUAGUUAAUUUAGGAUACUAGUGAAUCUAUGCUACUAGUGAAUUUAGGAUACUAGUGAAUCUAUGCUACUAGUGAAUUUAGGAUACUAGUGAAUCUAUGAUACUAGCUAAUUUAGGAUACUAGUGAAUAUAUGCCUCUAGUUAAUUUAGGAUACAAGUGAAUCUAUGAUACUAGUGAAUUUAGGAUAUUAGUGAAUCUAUGCUACAAUUGAAUUUAGGAUACUAGUGAAUCUAUGCCUCUAGUUAAUUUAGGAUAUUAGUGAAUCUAUGAUACUAGUUAAUUUAGGAUACUAGUGAAUCUAUGCUACUAGUUAAUUUAGGAUACUAGUGAAUCUAUGCCUCUAGUUAAUUGAGGAUACUAGUGAAUCUAUGAUGCUAGUUAAUUUAGGAUACUAGCGAAUCUAUGAUGCUAGUAAAUUUAGGUUACUAGUGAAUCUAUGCUUCUAGUGAAUCUAUGACUCCAUUGACUCUAUGAUACUAGUGAAUUUAUGAUACGAGUGAAUCUAUGGUACUAGUAAAUAUAUGAAACUAGUGAAACUGUUAUAGAAGUGAUUUGAGGAAAUUGGUGGAUCUAGUAAAUUGUAAAUUUAUGAAACUAUUUUUGAAACAAGUGUAUAUGUGAUACCAGUUGAUCUAUGGAGCAUGUGAAUGUAUGAAACUAGUGACUCUAACGAAAUCUGUUCAUCUAUGGAGAUAGAUAAUGACUCUAGUAAUAUUAUCGUGAGGUUUGAUCGUUGUUAGAUACCACCGGACUCCUAUGACUUUUUUAGAGCGCCAUUGGCCAACAAUGUAGGAUACAACUACAUCUAAAAUGAUUGGUGCUGCGAAUGGUGUUGUGAAUGGUGUUACGAAUGGUGUUACAAAUGGUGUUACGAAUGGUGUUACGAAUGGUGCUACGAAUGGUGUUACGAAUGGUGCUUCGAAUGGUGUUACGAAUGGUGUUAAGAAUGGUGUUACGAAUGGUGCUACGAAUGGUGCUACGAAUGGUGCUACGAAUGGUGCUACGAAUGGUGUUACGAAUGGUGUUACGAAUGGUGCUGCGAAUGGUGUUACGAAUAGUGCUACAAAUGGUGCUACGAAGGAUGCUAUGAAUGGUGUUACGAAUGGUGUUAAGAAUGGUGUUACGAAUGGUGCUACGAAUGGUGCUACGAAUGGUGCUACGAAUGGUGCUACGAAUGGUGCUACGAAUGGUUUUACGAAUGGUGUUACGAAUGGUGCUACGAAUGGUGUUACAAAUAGUGCUACAAAUGGUGCUACGAAUGGUGCUAUGAAUGGUGUUACGAAUGGUGUUACAAAUGGUGUUACGAAUGGUGUUACGAAUGGUGUUACGAAUGGUCUUAAGAAUGGUACUACUAGCUGAGUGACGUUACUGAGUAUAACCUCAGAGGCUGCACCAAAAGCCGACUUGAAGUUGAGGACCUUAACAGUCAGUUCAGUGGCGCCACUGGGGCAGGGGGAGUGCGGACCACACUGGGUUACGCCUCCACCGGGAGGGGAGGGGGGCACCAAAUGGAAAAUUGAAAUUUGACAGGACUCAAUCGAUUGGGUUUCAUAACAGAUCUAAAUUAAAUACAAGAACAGUGUGCCACCAGAGUAGCGUAAUACAAGACCAGGGUGUCACCAGAGUUGGGUGCUACAAGACCAGGGUGCCACCAAAGCAGGGCACCAUCAGAGCAGGGUGUCACCAGAGCAGGGUGCCGCCAGAGCAGGUUGCCUCCAGAGCAGGGUGCCACCAGAGCAGGGUACCACCAGAGUAGGGUGCCACAAGACAAGGUCGCCGCCAGAGCAUAGUUACGCUCUGGCCUUGCUUAAUUUAACCAAUAUAUUAACAUUAACAAAACUGGUUACAUUAAGGUCCAAGUCACACCUUAAUUAAUUGUAUCAUAGAACUGUAAAGAAAUAUCAAAAGCCGUUAUUAAAUCAGAAGAAAAAUCACUCCUAGCAGAGCUAGAGGUUAAAAAAAAAAAUUACUGUGUUAAGAGAAGAACAGACGGAUGAAACCAUUAAAAUUAGAAAACACACUUUUGAAAAAGCAUGCAUCAAUUCAAAAACUUAGGAUCCUUAAUAAUGAAAGAAACAAAUUACUAACAGAAAUAAAUGAAGUAAUAUGUGGCCGGAAACAGUAGUUAGAAAAUACUCAAAAGUAGAAACAUUACAAAACAAAGAAAGCUAUUUAUAAAACUGUAAUCAGACCAGUUUGUAACAUACGCAAAUGAAACUUGGACUCUAACAGAAACGACAGAAAACCUACAGAGCACAUAGAGACAAGUUCUCCGGAAAAUUCAUAGACCAACAAAGAAUGAAUAUGGAUGAAGAUUACCAACGAACCAGGAACUGUACAGUCUAUAUCAGGAUCCCACACUAGUAGCCGAAAUGAAAAGGGCAGGCAGGCUACGCUGGGCAGGACACUAAAAGAGAAUGUCAAAUGACAGAGGAGUGAGUAGGGCGCAACACCAAAACUCCCGGAGGGAAACGGCUAUGAUGCAGACGUAGGCAUAGAUGGAGGUGUAGUGUGGGAAAGGAUCUACAGCAGCUGGGUAGGACACUUAGAGAGAAUGUCAAAUGACAGAGGAGUGAGUAGUGUACAGCAGCUGGGUAGGACACUUAGAGAGAAUGUCAAAUGACAGAGGAGUGAGUAGUGUACAGCAGCUGGGUAGGACACUUAGAGAGAAUGUCAAAUGACAGAGGAGUGAGUAGUGUACAGCAGCUGGGUGGGAGGGUGGAGCUGAACGUUUGACAGAAUGUGUUGCCAUCCGCAACGAGUCUAGUACGUUUCGAAAAAUUGUCGGGAAGUGGGUCAGCUAGCCGUCUGAAGAUUUUGCCCUGAACCCACUAAAGCGAGGGAAUCUAGAGCACGUAACAGUUUUGAUUUGUUCUCUGAUAGGUACCAGGGGAACUUGUCAACUGUACCAGACUGAAGGACAUUCAUGUGACUCUCUGGACGUAGCGAACGGCUACUGCAGUUGUGAGCCCGGGACCCAAUGUACCGAGGUGGAGAAGGCUACCACCCCCACCAUCACGGAGCAAGAUCGAAGCCUCAAUGAAGACGAUUCAAAGUUGACCACGCCCUACUUGGCAAGGCGUUCACCUGUCAAGCCGGGUUAUUCCUGGAUUUGCAUGGCUUAAAACACGAUGAAGAGAAAAUUACGGACAUUGGACAAAUAUGGCGGACUGUGGUCAAAUAUGGCGGACUGUGGUCAAAUAUGGCGGACUGUGGUCAAAUAUGUCAGACUUAGGUCAGAUAUGGCAGAAUUUUGUCAAAUAAAGACAUUAAACGAUAGUUGUCUAUAGUAAAGUUUAUAUUUAACAAAAAAACUAUUCACCAAUCAAAUGAAUGUAUCUCAGCAGUGUGCCAACAUUCUGGAAUGUGCUUGUGAUCUGUGAGAUGUGGCACGGAAAAACCGUCCCUACUCAAACCACACACGUCCUCAAUGACCUCAAACCCUAAUUAACAGUCUCCAAUCUCUCUAUCUUCUCCUGCACUCAGUGCUUUCCCCAGACAUUAAAUUUAAUUUCAUUCAUCGAUAUCUUCUAUAUCUUAAUUUUUAUUUUCUCGUUCUCUCUCUCUUUCUCUGUCUUUCAAACACUCUCUCACACUCUCUCUCUUUCUCUUUCUCUCCCCUCUCUCUCAUUCUCUCUCUUAUCCUCUAUCUCUCUCUAUCUCCCUUCUCUAUUCCCUCUCUCCCUCUCUCUUCCCUCUUCCUCUCUCUCGCCUCUCCCCCCUCUCUUCCCUCUCGGCUUUUUUCUCCAGUGUUGCUGUUUUAAAAAUGAAGCCGACACAUUGAACGCAGUGUUUAUCGCUGUCCGCUAUGAAAUAAAAUGACUGAAGACUAUAAAUGCUAAUGAUAUGUCUGUUGUCAUUGCUAAA
Messenger RNA from Lymnaea stagnalis (great pond snail), 8419 nucleotides. Lineage: Eukaryota; Metazoa; Mollusca; Gastropoda; Lymnaeidae. The record is from the annotation of a GenBank genome assembly.